Messenger RNA from Penicillium waksmanii, 228 nucleotides. RefSeq lists its product as uncharacterized. Gene Ontology annotation, biological process: mitochondrial respiratory chain complex IV assembly. The record is from RefSeq and is a predicted model, not a curated record. The coding region runs from base 1 to 228 and encodes 75 amino acids. The transcript is spliced from 4 exons. Gene Ontology annotation, cellular component: mitochondrial intermembrane space. Lineage: Eukaryota; Fungi; Ascomycota; Eurotiomycetes; Eurotiales; Aspergillaceae.
AUGUCAAACAACGCAGAUCAACCUCAUACCGAAGUGGAUGAUGAUGACGAGCCCGAUGAAUGGGACAAGCGCAUCUUCAGCACUGGCUGCCACGCCGAACAAGAUAAGAUGAACGACUGCUACUUUGCCAAGAAAGAUUGGCGUGAGUGCAAAGAAGAGAUGGAAGCCUUCCGCGAAUGCUGGAAGCAGAAUGGCAACGACCAGCGAACGGAGACCAAGGACGCAUGA